UAUAAAAAAGAAACGGGUGUUUUGUGAAGCGGAUAACAAUUUGAAAGCCUUGGGCGUUGAAAUCGACAACAAAAUUAGAUUCAUUCCUGUCCAGCUAUUUAACUACAAUGUGCUGCUUAUAGUGCUUCCUUUCAUUUUUUUGUUGUAUUAUCCACUCUUUCGUUAUUAUUGUGUUGUGAUCUCGAUGGACAAAAUUCCACUUCAGUUCCUAGCCAGCAUCGAAAACAACACAGACACCACCACAGCAGCAUUCAGCUAUAACAUCGAGAACGAUUUACCAUUUAUAAUGUCAGCACUGGAGCAGAAUCUAAAUUUAAAAGAGGACCAAACCGAAAACGACAACUCGGACGAUAAAGACGACGAAUCAUCUGGAUGUAGUUCAACGCCAAUAAGUCAAGUCCAUCGACGGCGGUCCCCGCGAGCCAAAUCCAUGGACAGCAAGUUGCACAAAAUCAAGCGACGAACCAUCGCCAAACCGGUCAAGUUUCAAAUCAAUCUCAAUGCCUCGGAAAACGAAAUCCGAAACUACUACAUGGUCAACAGCAAGAAAGUCGAUGUCAAACCGACCAACUUGGAGACGAUUUUCGAGGAAGGUUCCCCAGCGGCUACGAAGGACAAAUUUUUUGGCCAACGAAAAGUUCGGCGUAGUUUGAACUGCUCGGAUGGAUUCAACGUAAACAAGACUACGACCAAAGCACGGAAGAAUCGUGUCCGGAAGCUGCUGGGAGGAGCUCCGAAGCACGAGCGAAUGACAAUGGAUACGUUCCUGGAACGGCUGAAGGCCAUGCAGAACGAAAGCGAUGAAGAUGGAGAACGGAUCGUCGAUCCCAAGCUAAAUCAAACGGUAUGACUGAUGCUUCCGCCGGCCAGAAGUGGAAGAACCGUCUCAUCGGAUCACUGUCGACUGAAAUUAUGCGUAUUCGUUUGUAGUUUUUAAGGUAUAUCACUAUUGUAUAUCGUCAUCGUCCCCAUUC
Molecule: messenger RNA, 974 nt
Organism: Ochlerotatus camptorhynchus
Lineage: Eukaryota; Metazoa; Arthropoda; Insecta; Diptera; Culicidae
Gene: tant
Product: tantalus
Exons: 2
Coding region: 185-850 (221 amino acids)
Source: RefSeq, a predicted model, not a curated record